Chelonia mydas (Green sea turtle) is the source of this 4415-nucleotide messenger RNA. RefSeq names its product zinc finger protein 665. Gene Ontology annotation, biological process: negative regulation of transcription by RNA polymerase II. Lineage: Eukaryota; Metazoa; Chordata; Testudines; Cheloniidae. Gene Ontology annotation, molecular function: DNA-binding transcription activator activity, RNA polymerase II-specific; RNA polymerase II cis-regulatory region sequence-specific DNA binding; DNA-binding transcription repressor activity, RNA polymerase II-specific. The record is from RefSeq and is a predicted model, not a curated record. The coding region runs from base 976 to 3219 and encodes 747 amino acids. The transcript is spliced from 5 exons. Gene Ontology annotation, cellular component: nucleus.
AGGGAAGAUGGGGGGGGGCACUACGAGGGAGGAGACGGUGAGAGCAAGAGCAGACUGGCUGGGGAAGGGAGAGCCAGGGAUACCAGGCAGCUCCCCCGCGCCAUGGGGUGUGGGGGGCGAGGGGGAUUCCCCUCCCAGCUGCUAGUGGGGAUUUUUUUUUCUCCUAGAAAUGGUCAAAAAAGCUUGGGGGUGCGUUGGCUGGCGAACAACCCCUCAGAGCACAGAAGCUACAAGGCAAAUCUGCACAGCCAUCCCCCUUCCUUCUGUGCAACACCCCCCCCCCCCGCGCUUAUUAUUAGAUUAAAAAUAAAAAAAAGACCGACUCCUGAUUUUGGGGUCUGUUUCCUGAGUGUUUGGGGCUGCCCAGGGCCCUGGUCUGAUUUCCGGGCAGGAUUCAGAUCUCGGCCACACCGGUGUGAGACCGGAGUCACUGCUGACUCUGGCUGGGGGUGAGUGCGGAUGGGCCAGUGGGAUCAGCCUCUGCCGGCCUGGCUGCGGGGGCAGGACAGGGAGGCUCAGUUGUUAGUUGCUGCCACCAAAGGGCUCCGGCUAUUGCUAAGGGAGAGGAGGAGGCCGGGGUGUGUGUGUCUCUCCCUGCUCCUGUAAUUACAGCCCUGGAGUUGAGUUCCCUGGGUCAGAAGCUGCUGUCGCCUCCAUUUUGAGCUGGGAGUCCAGACUGAGCAGCAGAGUCAGGGCCUGGGAGAGACCUUCAUUAAAGCCCCUCUGCACCCAGUCCAGGUGGGCACUUUCAGCGGUAGCUGGAACCAGCUCCUGGGGCGGCCCCGGGCUCUGCUGACACCAGCCCCUGAGCCGGAGCCGGCAGCGUGGCAGAGUCUGUCUGCAGGGAGAGAGCCUGGGUGUAAUCGGGGUGUGACAUGGACUCAAGCCCCUUCUGACCCCCCCCCCCCCCCCCCCCCAUCGAAUUGCUCAUCUCACCCUGGCAGGCUGAGGAAUCACAUCCAGGUUUCUCUCCAGAUGGUCCCAUCUUCCAGGGGACAGGGAAGGGAAAUGGCUGUGAUGGAGCCAGUUCAGAUGCUGGUGACCUUCGAGGAGGUGGCUGUGUAUUUCACCCAGGGGCAGGGAGCUCUGCUGGACCCUGCUCAGAGAGCCCUCUACAGGGAUGUCAUGGAAGAGAAUUACGAGACGGUGACCUCGCUGGGAUUCUCCAGUCCCAAACCGGACCUGAUCGCCCGGCUGGAACGAGGGGAAGAGCCGUGGGUCCCGGAUCUCCAGGCCACUAAGGAAAGAGAGAGCCCAAGAGACACCCGCACAGCAGGUGAUAGGACAGUGAGUGAGAACAAGGAGGAGAAUCAGCAGCAGGAAGGUCCUCGGAAAGUGGAACCGCAGGGGAUAUUUUUGAGAAGAGCUGAAGGGAAUUUUUCCCAGAGCUUGGAACAGGGAGAAGCCUGGGGAGAUCAACACAGAUCAGAGAUGCAGCUGGGAAACUAUCCCAGGAACAAACUAGAUGAAUCUAUUGAACGUGGCGGAGGAUGCAAGGAUCCCAAGGAAACCACAGUCCAGCAGACAAGUCGCAGUGAAGAGAAACCCUACAAAUGCCUUGAGUGUGGGAAAAGAUUCCGUUUCAGUGCAAACCUUAUUAGCCAUGGGAGAACCCACACAGGAGAGAAGCCCUAUAAAUGCGUAGACUGUGGGAAAAGCUUCAGUGAGAAGCCAUGUCUUAUUAUACAUCAGAGACUGCACACAGGAGAGAGACCCUAUAAAUGCUUUGAGUGUGGGAAAAGUUUCCGUUUGAAAUCAACCCUUUAUACACAUCAGAAAACCCACACAGGAGAGAAACCCCAUAAAUGCCUGGACUGUGGGAAAACUUUCAGUUUCAAAUCUACUCUUAAUACACAUCAGAAAACCCACACAGGAGAGAAACCCUAUAAAUGCCUGGACUGUGGGAAAACUUUCAGUCGGCGCUCACACCUUACUCUACAUGGGCGAAUCCACACGGGAGAGAGACCCUAUAAAUGCCUCGAGUGUGGGAAAAGUUUCAGUGUGAAAUCAACCCUUAAUACACAUCAAAAAACCCACACAGGAGAGAAACCCCAUAAGUGCCUGGACUGUGGGAAAACUUUCAGUCGGCGCUCACACCUUACUCUACAUGGGCGAAUCCACACGGGAGAGAGACCCUAUAAAUGCCUCGAGUGUGGGAAAAGUUUCAGUUUGAAGUCAACCCUUAAUACUCAUCAGAAAACCCACACAGGAGAGAGACCCCAUAAAUGUUUGGACUGCGGGAAAAGCUUCAGUCAGCACUCACAUCUUACUAAUCAUAGGAAAAUCCAUAUGGCAGAGAGACCAUAUAAAUGCCUUAAGUGUGGGAAAAGUUUCAUUCAGCACUCAAACUUUAUUAGACAUCCGUGUCUGAAGACAAGAGAGAGACGCCAUAAAUGCCUUCAGUGUGAGAAAGUUUUUAUUACUGCAUCACACCUUGUUAGACAUGAGAGAACCCACACGGGAGAGAAACUGCAUAAAUGCUUGGACUGUGGGAAAACUUUCGGUGAGACCUCGUAUUUUAUUAAACAUAGGAGAAUCCACACAGGAAACAGACCUUAUAAAUGCCUUGAGUGUGGGAAAAGUUUUAUGGAAAGUUCAUCCCUUAUGAAACAUGGGCGAAUUCACACAGGAGAAAGACCGUAUAAAUGCCUCGAGUGUGGGAAAAGUUUUAUGGAAAGUUCAUACCUUACUAAACAUGGGAAAAUCCACACUGGAGAAAGGCCCUAUAAAUGCCUCAACUGUGGGAAAGGUUUUAUCACAAACUCAGCGCUUACUAACCAUAGGAGAAUUCACACGGGAGAAAGACCCUAUAAAUGCCUCGAAUGUGGGAAAAGUUUUAUGGAAAGUUCAUCCCUUACUAAACAUGGGAGAGUCCACACAGGAGAAAGACCCUAUAAAUGCGUUGAGUGUGGGAAAAGUUUCAGUUUGAAAUCAACCCUUAAUACACAUCAGAAAACCCACACAGGAGAGAAACCCCAUAAAUGCCUGGACUGUGGGAAAACUUUCAGUCGGCGCUCACACCUUACUCAACAUGGGAGAAUCCACACGAGGGAGAGACCUUAUAAAUGCCUUGACUUUGGGAAAAGCUUCAGUAAGAGCUCAGAGCUCACCAAACAUCAGAAAUCUGCAAGGGAGAGAGACCCUAUAAAUAGCUUGUCUGCAGGAAAAGAUUCAAUUUUACUUCACACUUCAGUGACCCGCACAGCAGAGACACAUUGAACGUCAGGGAAGGUUCAUUUGGUGCUCCUGGAGUAUCAGCAUCAGCAAAUCCGCACAGCGAAGAAACCUCUGAGAUGUUCUCAGUGUGGAAAAUGCUCCAAGUGGUGCUAACACCAUGUUGGACAUCAGAGACUCCUCCACACAGCAGGGAAAUUCUCUGAGUGCCCUGACAAGGGCUGGCCAUGGUGACAAACCCAUUUCCUCAUUCCCACACAUAUCAGGGGCAUUUGGCUCCCAAGGAUCCACCUGCCCAUCGCUGGGGUGAGGAUCCAGCAGCAGCCGGUCAGUGAACAUCUGGCUCUGCCUGGUUUAAGCAAACCCCAGGCAGAGGAGAAGCCCCCAUCAGCCCCUCCUCCCUGCUACAGCCCUGUCUACUGAGCUGAUGGGCCACAGGCGGGGGAAGGGAGAGAGAGAGAGAGAAACUCCUCCAAUUGGUCCCUCUUGCCUGGCUGAAAUUCUCCCCUCUCCCUUCCCCUUCCAGCUGGGAUCCCCCUGCCAUGGAGAUGAGGAGAAGGACACUUGGGCCAGGCCCCACCUUCACUCUAGACAUCUGUCCCCACCCCCAUCUUCCACCAGCCCCUGGGCUGGGCUUCCCCACUUACCUGGAGCUGUUCCCUACCAGGGGAGUGUACCUGGGGGCUGAUAACUCCUCCCCUCCCUGAAUCCCCCAGGGUGCUGGGCUCUGGGGGAUCAAAUAUUGAGGGACUGGGCCGAUGGGUUAGGGGGAGGAAACUGGGUGUUGAAUGGUUGGGGGUGGGGGAGCUGGGUGCUGGGAUAUCAAGUGUUUGAGGAUGAUGGGAUAAGAGGUGAGGGAGAGCACAGGGGUAGAGAGGUGCUGCCUCUCCUCACUCACCCCCUCUGCCCCUUCUCCCUGCCCCCGCUGCAUUCAGACAGCACCACUGAGAGGGGCCGAUUCCCACAGGGCCUUUUGUGGGACACGUGGAGAUCUCACCUCUGCCUAUGUAGCCUCAUUCUCUGAGGUUCUCUCUGUGGUCAGAAAUGUGGUUGGGAUUAGCCAGAGUAUCUCUAUAUCCCUCCACCAGGUUUCCUGGUGUAAACUGUCUGACCCUGGCAGAGCAGGUGCCAGCUCAUGCCAGAGCCCUAGACCAAUUCACUUGUGUAUUAGGAUAGGACAGAUCAAAGUGACUGUUAAAUGUAUACGUGUGUAGUUGGCGUUUAAACUUCAUGACAACUAA